Molecule: messenger RNA, 3512 nt
Organism: Pelodiscus sinensis (Chinese soft-shelled turtle)
Lineage: Eukaryota; Metazoa; Chordata; Testudines; Trionychidae
Gene: TRIM59
Product: tripartite motif containing 59
Biological process (GO): innate immune response; negative regulation of canonical NF-kappaB signal transduction
Molecular function (GO): ubiquitin protein ligase activity; zinc ion binding
Source: RefSeq, a predicted model, not a curated record
UCUCUGCCUCUUCCUUCCUCGCCUCCCGUCCGGAGAAAGCCUCUGAUUGGAGGGGGCCGGGGGAGCGGUUUCGAGGCUAGCUGCAGGCUGAGAAAGCGAACCUUACCUCACCUCGGGAGGGAGUCAGUGGCUGCCUGAGGGGAAACCUGUGCGAGCCGGAAAAUGCAUCAUUUUGAGGAAGAAUUAACUUGUUCCAUUUGCUAUAGUAUAUUUGAAGACCCACGUGUAUUACCGUGCUCUCACACGUUUUGUAGAAAUUGUCUGGAAAGUGUUCUUCAGCUGUCAAGCAACUUUUCCAUAUGGAGACCACUAAGACUUCCAUUGAAGUGUCCCAACUGUAGAAGUAUUGUUGAAAUUCCUCCAUCUGGUACUGAAUCAUUACCUAUCAACUUUGCAUUAAAAGCUAUCAUUGAAAAAUAUCAGCAAGAAGACCACCCAGAUGUUGCAACAUGUAGUGAACAUUAUAGGCAGCCAUUAAAUGUUUAUUGUCUUUUGGAUAGAAAAUUAGUGUGUGGCCAUUGUCUUACAAUAGGUAAACAUCAUGGUCAUCCUAUCGAUGACCUUCAAAGUGCCUUCAUGAAAGAAAAGGAUACUCCUGGAAAACUCCUUGAGCAGUUAACUGAUGAACAUUGGACUAAGGUGUGUUUGCUCAUUGAAAAGUUGGAAGAACAGAAGUCUCACUGUGAAAACAUUGUUCAAGAUGAUAAAAAAGCUGUAUUGCAGUAUUUUAAGAAACUUAAUGACACACUGGAACAUAAAAAGCAAGCUUUGCUGUCUGCUUUGGAUGAAGUUAAUGCUUACAUUUCUGAAGAAUAUGCACCACUCAUUGAAAAUAUGAAAAGAAUGAGAGAAGAACAGCUUGAUUUAAUGUCAUUGAACACAUCUGUUCAAGAAGAGGAGUCUCCACUUCUUUUCCUUGAGAAGGUUGAUGAUGUGUGUCAACGCAUAAAAGUUUUGAAACAAAAGCAAUUACCAGAUAUUAAACCUGUUGAAGUUUAUCCACGAAUAGGACAGCUAAUGAAGGAUGUGUGGUCCAAAACUGAAAUUGGUCAGAUUAACAAGAUCCUCACUCCAAAAAUAAAGCUGAUUCCAAAAGGGAAGGUAUGCAACAAAGCCAGUGAGAAGGAAAGAGAACAGUCUAAGGAAUUGCUUCAGUUUAUAAACCCUUUAACAGUAAUGCUAAUUUCUAUGAUAAUAGUGAUAAUUAUGAUUACAUUUAGCAAACCUGUAUUGUCAGUUGUAAAUGAAGUAACUUUGGUAUAUAUUUCAGAUAUCUUGCAGUUUGUUUAUCAAGAUCUAUGGAACAACUUUCAGGCAGUCAUGGAAAUGCUAUGCCAUACAUCUAAUUUACUGAGAGAAUUCAUGGGGAGAAUUGUUUCUUUUUCUUUCUGAGUAUCUGAAAUACUGAAAUUAGUAGUUAAGAUAAUUAUAGGAAUUCUCAUUACGUUUGCACUAUUUUGCAAGGCUUUAAAAAAGUUUCGAUCACAAUGCUGCUGAAAUAACAGAUCCUUUACAAAACAUGUAAACUUGUUCUCUAUAAUAAUUAGUACCAGAAUCAGUGCAUCAGAUAACUUUUGCAGAAAUAUGCAAAGUAGGAUAUUGAAGAGUAUGUGGGGCAGGGUUAUCUCUUUAAUACCCCAAUUUUCCCUUCCUUUUUUCUAUCCUAUGCCCCCACUACCCUGCCCAUUUCUGAAUCUCUGCUUUUUCUAACUGGUCAUCAUUCAACUCAAUAAGGGCUGGAUGGUAAUUCUUCCUUAAAGUGGUAUAUACAGUUGGGCUUCCCUGUUCUGGCACCCUUGUGACCUGACUGGUCCCAAACCAGGAAUUUUGCUGGACCAAGGAAGGUCAAUGCUGGACCCUCUGUUGUCAGCCUCUGGGAUCUUCUAGGGGACUGCCAACCUCCUGGCCACCAGGCCUCUGCCUUCCUGGCUGUCGGUGCCUGUUCCUGGGCUCCUCUCCUGGUUGCUGCCUACGUUCCCCACCCAGGCCAGAUUCCAUGCCACUGGGCUCCUGGCCACCACCCCAGCUCCGCUCCCAGCAAGGAUCUUCCCAGCCCUGGCUUCUGGCUCCCAGGACUUUGUCCUUUUGUUUGUUUUUGUUAAAGAAAAAGCCCUAGAACUGUGAUAAUGCAUUGUAAAUUUAUUCUUAAAUAUUGUUAUUACAUUUAAAAUUAAAGUUACGUUUGCUUUAACAUAAAAAUGUUGACACACCCCGUCCUCCAUAAUCAAAGUAAGUGCAGUAGGUUCCAUUAGUUAAAAUACAAGGGACUGAUUAUGCCUCCACUGAUAUUUAUUUGUAAUAGGUUGAUUAAUUUACACUUAAUAAAUAUUUUCCACUAGUGCAGGGAUGGGCAAUAAUUUUUGGUGGGGGGGCCACUCUAAGCUUUUGGUAAGUGGUCAAGGGCUGGGCUUUUCUGUGGAGCAGGUGAAGGUCUAGGAUAGAAGCUGGGUACAGAAGGGCACAUGGGGUAAAGGACUGGAGUGCAGGAGAGGGUGUGAGGUCUGACAGGGUGUUUGAGUGAAGGAGGGGGUUGUGACCUGGGGCAGAGGGUGCCAGAAGCAGGCUGUGGCUGGGAGGCACUUACCUAAGCAUCUCCUGGCCUGCAGCAUCCCCAAGGUAGGCUGGUCUCCCUACCUGCUGUAGCCCCAGACCACUUGAAAAUACAGGUUGCUCCUUCCACAUUGCUCUGGGUGGUGGAAGAGACUUGCCCUACCCCUGCCUCCUAAGCCAAUCUCUCAGCUCCGAUUGGCUGGAUGUUUCCAGCCAAUCGGAGCUGAGAGCCUGGCUGAGGUCAGUUCUUAUUGGCCAAUAGGAGCUGAGCAUUGGGCUAGGGGCAGGGAGAUAACACAAAGUCAUCGAUCCCCUUCCCCCACUCCAGAGCAGAGAAACAUAGGGACUGCACUUUAAACUGUGGCAGCUGUGUGCCCAAGGAUCCCGGCAGGGUGCUCCGCAAGCCAGAUCCAGUGGCUUGGGAAUAAUUCAGUGCACAUGAGCUCCAAAUGGUACUUUUUUUUUAAAGGCAUCAAAAUUAACUGUGCCGUACCAACAAAUAUUUUUAAUGUUUUAAAAAUUCAUUUAUACUGUAGUACAGUAACACUUCUGGGCUGUUGUGUAUUUUUUAAAUAAUGUAAGCACAUUGCUUCUUAAAGAGAUUAGUAUACAUGUGGCACCUGGCAUUUUAAAAGCCUGAUUUAAAAAAAAAAACCUCAAAGACUCACAGUCUGUUCUUCCAAAAUGCCAAGAGCCUUCACUUUCCAUUAACUUCAGUGGGAGUUAGGGACAGUCAGUAUCUCACAAUAUCAAACCCAAGUUAAAUCAUUUAGUAGUCUAAACUAUCACAGUUUUAGAGAUCAAAUGUUGAGCCUCUGCAACACCAAUCAGGACUUGCCCCUAUUAUCUGUAAAAUACCACUUUGAGGGCAUGUCUAGACUACAUGGCUCCGUCUGGACGGAGCAUGUAGAUUUGUUUACUCAGAAAAGGGAAAUGAAGAGGCGAUUUAAAUAAUCGCUGCU